Heterocephalus glaber (naked mole-rat) is the source of this 1035-nucleotide messenger RNA. The record is from RefSeq and is a predicted model, not a curated record. Lineage: Eukaryota; Metazoa; Chordata; Mammalia; Rodentia; Bathyergidae.
AUGCAUAUGAUUUUACGGCAAGUUCUGGAGCAUCUGUCUCAGCAAAGUGAAAACCAGUAUCUAAAGAUUUUAACAAGCCUUGCUGAAGUUGCCACAACAAAUGGUCAUAAACUACUGAGCCUAUCUAGCAAUUAUGGUGCUCAAAUGAAGACUUUAAGGAUUGUAAGGAUAUUUUGUCAUGUCUUUCAAAUUGGUCCUUGCUCCCCCAGUAAUGGCAUCAAUAUGGGCUACAAUGGAAAUAAAACUCCAAGAAGCCAGGUGUUCAAGCCUCUGGAAUUGCUUUGGCACUCAUUAGAUGAAUGGCUAGUUUUAAUAGCUACAGAAUUGAUGAAAAACAAGAAGGAUUCAACAGAUACCACUUCUAUUUUACUGAAACAAAAAGGCCAAGAUCAAGGGGCUACUUCCAUUCCACCAUUUGAACCUCCAGGACCUGGGAGCUAUGAACAUCUAUCGACUGGCACAGGAGAAUCUAAACCAGAUGCUCUUGCAGGGAAACAGGAAGCCAGUGCAGAUUGUCAAGAUGUUAUUUCUAUGACAGCCAACCGGCUAAGUGCUGUCAUUCAAGCUUUUUACAUGUGCUGCUCCUGUCAGAUGCCUCCAGGAAUGACUUCACCUCGUUUCAUUGAAUUUGUCUGCAAACAUGGUGAAGUUUUAAAAUGCUUUGUUAAUAGAAACCCCAAAAUUAUAUUUGACCACUUUCACUUUCUCCUUGAAUGUCCUGAGUUGAUGUCAAGAUUCAUGCAUAUCAUAAAAGCACAGCAGACCAUAGAAGAAUUCUCUGACCUGCCUCUCCAGAAAGAAGCCAUAAGACCCUCAUCCAGGAGAGUCCUGUCCUAUAUUCCACACCAAAAAUUUUUGGAACAAACUUGUUUUGUUAGGUUCCUUCCAGUUUUUUACAUUAGAUCCUACUCUAGUUCCCCAUCAUACUUCUUCGUGACUGUCCAUGAAAAUACACAGUCUUCCUUGGGUCUUUAGCUCUGCAUCUCUGGAGGAUCCCGUGCCAUGUAAAAUUGUAUUAAAUAUAUCUGUUAUGCC